Messenger RNA from Suillus plorans, 954 nucleotides. RefSeq lists its product as uncharacterized. The record is from RefSeq and is a predicted model, not a curated record. Bases 1 to 954 code for a protein of 317 amino acids. The transcript is spliced from 5 exons. NCBI's taxonomy places the organism in Eukaryota, Fungi, Basidiomycota, Agaricomycetes, Boletales, Suillaceae.
AUGAAUUGGCUCUCUACUCUGGCAUCAACACUACGACCAGUCCCUUCAGGCAACGUUGAAGAAAGCACUCAUUCUUCUGAUAAAAGCGCCACCGAGACAGGACAAGGAUGGGGAGUAGUGAGAAAGUCACUUUUUGACAAGUCAUCGCAAGUCGCGGGCGCGUUAUACGGCCAGGGCGCUGCAACGGUCGGCAGCCUGACAGGAAAACUUGGAUCAUUACCUGCUUCAGCAGACAUGUUGUAUGGUGGAUUGCACUUUCCAAGUGUUGGAAAAUCCUGCUGGGACAAAGCUGCAGGCUUCGCUCCAAAUACCAAGGGUUGUACAGAUGUAUUUUUCCAGCGUGCCAGGGAAUUCUAUCCCUCUGACAAGAUAGCAGAAUUGAGGGCGGCUGUAGAUAGUGUCGUUGGCACAACCACGACACUCUACCAAGUCAUCAAAGAAGCUGCAAAACAACGCGGCAUUCCUCUCUGCACCGUAUUGAAAGACCUUGGAAACACUCUCAGUGUCUUAUUCGAGGAGCUCAGAGAACAGUUUCCGCCACCCGAUGAAGCUCCCGGUCAUGAAGAGCGCAUGAACAUGAUGAACACGGUUCUCGAUCGCGUCGAGGAGUGUUUUCUGCAGGUCGUCGGCAAACUUGGAGUGAGCAAUGAACUCCUCCGAGGUCUCACAGGUUCCCUCAAGACUGGUCUCAAACACGUUGUCGUGACCAUUGGAGACGUUAGCGAGCAGCAUCCAUACCUCGUGUGGGCCUUUUCGGGCAUUGUGAUUAGCAUGCUAUUUGCCGAAGGGAUUCUUCUCACGAUUCUCCGCGUUGUUGGGUUUGGACCUUUGGGACCAAUGAAGGGUGGAAUCGCUGCAUGGUUGCAAGGGUGGUUAUUUGGCCCCGCUGUGCCAAAGGGCAGCUGGUUCGCGAUGCUUCAGCGCUUCGCCAUGAUGGGAGGAGCGCGGCUGUAG